AUGCACAGCGCAGGUGCCACCGAAGCCCAGGGGGCAGAGUCGACGACAUCUCCCCAGGAGAAAGGGCUGCUGGAGUUACCACUUCUGGCGCCACGGAUUCACACCCGGCCUUGGUGGUUUCCUGUGCAGGAGCUGAGAAACCCAUUGGUGUUUUCCCUGGAGGCGUGGCUGGCUGACUCCAUCUUCGGCCCAAACCAAGUCCUGGUUCCGAAGAUUGAGUGGAUGAGCCAGGCCCUGCUGAUGGUAGACACAGUUAACGCCGAGAACUUGGUCGAAAUCACAGUCUUUGGACGACCAACUGUACAACAUCGGGUGAAGAACGUCCUCCUUAGCCUAGCGUCGAGGCACCGAGAGCAUCGUGCCCGAGCUGAAAAGAUGGAACAACUCGAGGAAUUCUUGAAGGCCCUUGCAUCAGGUCCCCAGAACCCCCAGCAUCCUGUUGCAUAA
This is a messenger RNA of Sus scrofa (pig), 447 nucleotides long. It is a transcript of the gene OOEP, whose product is annotated as oocyte expressed protein. The record is from RefSeq and is marked provisional. Gene Ontology annotation, molecular function: RNA binding. Gene Ontology annotation, cellular component: protein-containing complex. NCBI's taxonomy places the organism in Eukaryota, Metazoa, Chordata, Mammalia, Artiodactyla, Suidae. Gene Ontology annotation, biological process: embryonic pattern specification; establishment or maintenance of apical/basal cell polarity.